CCUCAUUUUAAACUCUUUGGUAACAUAACGUGUUUAAAUGAAAAAUCAAAUUAAAAACACUUUGAUUCCUACCGUUUGUUUUCAAUAUUCAAAUCCCACUUCCCAUUUUGUUCUUUUAGUUUUUUCUAUUUAGCUAUAAAAUAAAAAACUUUCAAAAAAAAAUUCAUAACUUGUGUAUAAAUACCAAUCUUCCAAUCAAGAACCUGAUCUUCAAGCCUCCCUUUUUGCAUUGAGUCCUCAAUGGUACUCUUGGUAGAAAGGCAGCAGCCUAAAUCCUUAUCAGCUUCUCUACAGGCGUUUCGAUAUGAUGUUUCGCUUUGUAUGACCCAUCAAUUGUUAUUUAAUUCGAAAGCUCCUGGAUUGGAAACCCUGACCCUGGAAUGGAUUCAGAAAUGUUUUCAGGUGCUGCCCAUGAUCAACAAAGCUUUUACAAAGCUAGUUGUGGAGAUUGAUUACCCUGUGAGUAAAUGGAAGGCCAAGACAAUGGAAGAAUAUCUAAACUAUAGUCUAAACUCGCUGGAUAUUCUCAACUCCUUUACCUCUGCUCUUUCUCAUUUUGGACAUGCUCGGCUUUCUUUAUCUCUUGCUCUGAGCCUUGUGGAAAGUUCACCUUCGUUGGCGAUGAAGCGUCUGAAGAUGAUCGAGUUCAAGAGUUUCAGAAAAGAGUUCGGAGUUCAAGAAAACAAAGAAGAUGACAAAGGAAGAUCUUGCUCAGACAAGGAAAAGGUUGUCCAACAAGCUUUGAUGGAAUUAAGGAGCACAGGAUUCUGGGUGUGCAGUGUGGUUUUGGCAGGAUUGUGUGGUGAUGAUAGGGCUUAUUUGAAGAUGAGAAGAUCAGCUGGGGCAUUAUCAAACCCUGCUUUGAUCAAUUUGGAUUCAAUGAUUUAUGGAAUUCUAAUGGAGAAAAGAUGUGUUCUGAAGGAGGUCAUAGAGCUAAAAGAUUCAGCUGACUGCCUUGAGGCAGCCAUAGCCGGAAAACACAGCAGUGAUGCAGCAGAGGAGAUGCAGAGAAAAUUGGAGGAGUUUGAGAAGUUGCUGGAUGGAUUAGGGAAGGAAGUGAACUGUCUCUUCUCCGAGUUAUUGGCUGCAAGAAAUGAAUUGCUUAAUGGUAUUCGGACUCAGAAACCAUAAGAACAAGAUCAUAGGUUUCUAGUUUUGAUUUGUUAAACUCUGAAUAGAUUGUAUACUGCAGCUUUUUCAUUA
Molecule: messenger RNA, 1203 nt
Organism: Manihot esculenta (cassava)
Lineage: Eukaryota; Viridiplantae; Streptophyta; Magnoliopsida; Malpighiales; Euphorbiaceae
Product: protein BPS1, chloroplastic
Exons: 1
Coding region: 241-1131 (296 amino acids)
Biological process (GO): shoot system development; root development
Source: RefSeq, a predicted model, not a curated record